This is a messenger RNA of Aspergillus puulaauensis, 1620 nucleotides long. RefSeq lists its product as uncharacterized. The coding region runs from base 1 to 1620 and encodes 539 amino acids. The transcript has 2 exons. NCBI's taxonomy places the organism in Eukaryota, Fungi, Ascomycota, Eurotiomycetes, Eurotiales, Aspergillaceae. Gene Ontology annotation, molecular function: fluconazole transmembrane transporter activity. Gene Ontology annotation, biological process: xenobiotic detoxification by transmembrane export across the plasma membrane. The record is from RefSeq and is a predicted model, not a curated record.
AUGACCAAUUUCACAUCACAGCUUCUCCCCAGUACUACCUUCGGGACGCUGGGUCGCUGGAUCUCAGGAGGGCGUCUGUUCCAGUUCCCAGAGGAGAAGCCCGGGUAUGUUCUUCCAGAAGGCUAUUCAUCGGUAAGUGUGUCACGAGAGUCAGUCCGAGAGACGCAGCAAGGAAUACCUAUCAAGGAUGAGCAUUCACUCGACACUGAAAGGACCACAGGUAUGAUGCUUGUAACAUGGUCUGAUACUGCGGACCCAGCAAAUCCACACUGCUGGCCAUGGUGGGUUAAGGCGAUGGUCUAUUUCCAAAUCAACUUCUAUACCCUCGUCGUGUAUAUGGCCUCCUCCAUUUUCUCUGCCGCUCAACCCGAGUUCGAAGCUAUAUAUGGGUUAUCCAAAGCGCAAGGCUCCCUUGGUCUAGGUCUCGUUCUUCUAGGAUAUGGACUGGGGGCUCUACUACUCAGCCCGCUCUCUGAAAUUCCUUCUAUCGGCCGAAAUCCGCCGUACACGAUAUCUCUAGCACUGUUCGUUCUCGUCAGUGGCCUUGCAGUGGCAGUCGAUAAUGCUGCGGGUUUCCUGGUGCUGCGGUUUCUUCAGGGCUUCUUUGGCUCGCCGUGUCUGGCUACCGGUGCAGCUUCACUGACGGAUAUGACCGAGAUGGUCAAUAUCCCGUAUGCAAUUUGGAUCUGGGGCACAUUUGCUGUUGCGGCGCCUGCGGUGGCGCCUUGCAUAGCCGGGUUCAGUAUCAUGGCGUGUGACUGGAGGUGGUCCACGUGGGUGGUUCUUUGGGGUGCAGCCCCGUGUUUGAUAUUCUUGUUGUUCCUCCCAGAGACAUCCGGCCCUGCCAUUUUACACGCUCGUGCUGCACGCCUUCGAGCCUUCAGUGGAAAUGAUUCCUUCAGGGCACCAUCCGAGAUGGACAGCAGCAGAUACUCUCUACAGACAAUCAUCAACAACGCCCUUAUAGUCCCGUGGAAGAUCAAUGCCCUGGACCCAGCCAUCCUCUUCACCACAAUAUACACAGCCCUCGUCUACGCCAUCUUCUACUCCUUCUUCGAGGUCUUCCCUCUCGUCUAUCAGCAAAUCUACCAUAUGGAUCUCGCCCAGAUGGGUCUCGUCUUCCUCGCCGCAAUCAUCGCAGCCCUGCUCAUUAUGCCGUUAUACUUCCUCUUCAUCCACCACGCCAUCGCCAACCCCAUGCGGAACAACACCUUCCCACCCCCAGAACGCCGUCUCAUCCCAGCUUUGUUUAUCUCCCCCUUCGUCCCAGCCGGAAUGUACCUCUUCGCCUGGACCUCCCGGGCCGAUAUCCACUGGACAGUCCCCACAGCCGGCUUCAUCCUCAUCAUGGCCGGCGUGGUCACACUAAUGCAGUGUAUGUUCGGGUACAUGGCCGUCGCGUACCCGCACUACGCGGCGAGCCUGUUUGCUAUGAAUGACUUUGCGCGCUCGACGCUGGCAUUUGCGGCGGUGUUGUGGUCGGGCCCGCUUUAUGCGCGGUUGGGGGUGGAGGGUGGGACGAGUCUUAUCGGGGGGUUGACUGUGCCGUGUGUUUUGGGGAUUUGGGUGCUGUAUUUUGUUGGGGAGAAGCUGAGGAAGAGGAGCCGGUUUGCGGGAUAA